Molecule: messenger RNA, 3834 nt
Organism: Mytilus californianus (California mussel)
Lineage: Eukaryota; Metazoa; Mollusca; Bivalvia; Mytilida; Mytilidae
Product: coagulation factor IX-like
Exons: 15
Coding region: 20-1978 (652 amino acids)
Biological process (GO): Notch signaling pathway; proteolysis
Molecular function (GO): calcium ion binding; serine-type endopeptidase activity; carbohydrate binding
Source: RefSeq, a predicted model, not a curated record
GAAAGUACAAUUAAUACAAAUGGAUAUAUUUCCCAAAAUUUUAGUUUCUUUUAUCCUUAUUAACUCGUUGGUAUAUACCCAAGGUUGGUUUCGAGGAUGGAAAAGAUUUAUUAGAUUUUCUGGUAGACGACAAAGCACGAUCUGCAACGAACGCCGUACCAAUAUUAGUUGUCGCUAUGGUCAAACAUUAAAGAUUCUAUCAGCUGUUUAUGGCAGAACAGAGGUUUGGACUUGUAGACCACGAAAUAAAAAACAAAAAAUGUGUCGUUUAAAUGUACUUCGACAAGUUCAAGACCUGUGUCAACAGAAAAGGUCUUGUAAAUUGUACUCUUCAAAUCGAGUGUUUAAUAAACCGUGUUCUGGUACAGAGAAGUAUCUGAGAAUUAAAUACCAAUGUGUCAAAGGACAGAAAAAGAACGCGUGUGCACUUGCUCCCUGUAAGAAUGGAGGGAUAUGUAAAAGUUCUGGUACCAAUUUUUCCUGUAAUUGUCGAAGUGGAUUUACUGGAAAAAAAUGUGAAAUAAAUGUUAACGAAUGUAAAUCCAACCCUUGCCAGAAUAAAGGCAGAUGCGUUGACAUGCCAAAUAGAUAUAAAUGUGUAUGUAAACCUGGGUAUACAGGUCGUCACUGUGAAGUAGGUAUUAACGAAUGCAAAUCCAACCCUUGUCAGAAUGGAGGUAGAUGCGUGGAUGGGAUCAAUCGAUAUACAUGUGUUUGUAAACGAGGGUUUAGAGGUCUUCAUUGUAAAACAGAAAUCAAUGCAUGCAAAUCAUCUCCAUGUCAGAAUCAUGGUAUAUGCCAAACUGUUGGAUUAAGCUACAAAUGCAAAUGCAAACCUAAUUACACAGGUGAUCGAUGCCAAACAAAACGUGCAUGUUCUUCUAAUCCCUGCAAGAAUAACGGUAAAUGCAAAGACAUAAUAAAUGGAUUUAUCUGUACAUGCCGACCGGGGUACACAGGCGCCCAAUGUCAGACAGAUAUAAACGAAUGUUCCCCCUCACCUUGUCAAAAUGGUGCGACAUGUGUAGACCGGAUCGAUGGUUAUCGUUGUCAGUGUUGUCCAGGAUACUCAGGUGUUAAUUGUCAUAUAGAUGUAGAUGAAUGUGCCUCUAUGCCUUGUUCCAAUAAUGGCAAAUGUCAAGAUGAUGCAAACUCCUACCAAUGUGUUUGUCUGCGUGGAUACAGUGGACCUACUUGCGAAAAAAAAGAUGGGCCAAAUUCAGUUGAAUGUGGAACACCAUAUUGGAAACCAACGUUAAUUCAAACGAGAAUAGUUGGUGGAAAUCGUGCCAAAAACUACUCCUGGCCAUGGAUAGUACAGCUACGACUAAAUGAAAAACAUGAAUGUGGUGGAGCAAUUAUUGCUCCUAAUUGGAUUGUUACCGCCAAACAUUGUUUUCUACUAGUUAAUGAUGCAACAAAAUGGACAAUUUAUGCUGGUAAGACCCACAAGUCUUUACAAGAACCAUCAACACAACAAAAACGAAAAGCUGUCAAAAUCGUCGACGCAAAAAGUCCUGACCACAUUCUUCACAAGGACAUCAGCUUGGUAAAAGUUGAUAAGCCAUUCAAUUAUAAUAAUUAUGUACGACCAAUAUGUCUGCCAACAAAAGAUGUCAAAGUCGGAGAUAUAUGUUUCGUCAAAGGUUGGGGAGAGACACAAGGUACUGGCCAUGAAAAUGUACUGAAAAACACAAAAUUACCAAUUAAGGAUACAAAGAAAUGUAAUACAACCAUCAAUCCAACGUUGGCUGGACAAAUAACAGAAAACAUGUUUUGUGCUGGUUUUCAGGGUGGCGGACAUGACGCUUGUCAGGGUGAUAGUGGAGGACCAUUUGACUGCAUCCAUUCCAACAAAUGGUACCUUUCUGGAAUUGUUUCUUGGGGUAUAGGCUGUGCAGAGAAAAAUAUGCCUGGUGUGUUUGUUAAUGUGAUUAAAUUUGUAACAUGGAUCACCAGUACCAUAGCAUUAGAUUGAUUUAGGUUUUCAAUACAAAAAAACCUACAUUUAGAUAUUAGUAUCUAAGCAAAAUUUUCAACUCGCAUUGUUUGGUGAUUUUUACUAACAUUCAUAAAUAACCUUUUAGAAAUCGAAGUAUAUGUGAGGAAUAUACUGUUUACCAUGAAAAACCAGUAAGGAUCAUUUAAGAUUCGUAAUUAAAUCAUCAAAUAGGAAUAUGGAGAUUCUAAUUUCGUUCUCUUUCAGAACCCAAAUCUGAGUAUGCAAUUAAAUUUUCAACAUUCAGUAUCAAAACUAAUAUAACCUUUACUUCUAAUAAUAUCUAUUAUACAUGAAUUGAGGUAAAUAUGGAGACAACUUUUGUUUUAGUUUCUUUAUUGUUAUACUCUUUAUAAAGAUAAGGAGAUGUGGUGUGUUUUUCAAUGAGACAACUAUCGACCCUAGUCCAAAUAACGUGGAUGUAAGCAACUAUUGGUGAUGGCCUUAACAAUGAGCAAAAUUCAUGAAAGCCAUACCGUAUAGUCAGCUAUAACAUGACAUGACAAAUUGUGAAACAAUUAAACAAAAUGGCCAAACUACCUGAUUAAUGACAAAACAAUAAACGAAAAACAAAAUGACAGACAGUAACCAACGACAAUCCCUGAAUUACAAGAUCCUGACAUUGGACAGGUACAUACAGAAUUUUGCAGGGUUAAACAUGUUGUGAGUGCUCAGUCCCCUUCCCGUACUUUUCAUUUAUAUUUUUUAUAUAUUAAUGCUCUGAAUUCGAACGUUAUGAGUUCGUGCCGAUCUAAUGCAACCUUGCAGAUCAAAGGGACAGUGUUGGUCCCCCUCUUCGCGGUAACUAGUUUCGAAAUUCCGUAAACAAAUAAAGAAAACAUACUGGAAAUCCCUUUUUAUUGUAAAACCCAAGGAACCAAUUCUUCUUUUUUCAAAAAGCUGCCAUCCAUAUUUUAUUGUUUAUUUUAUCAUAUAAAACAAUAUUUGAAGAUGGUUGACCGAACUUAUAAAACUACUAUUGGUUGUCACUUCAAUUCCAGGCAUUUCAAAUCUAUAGGCUGUUACCCCACUCUCCCAGGUCAGGUAAGGGUUCUGCGUCCGCAAACAUAUUUAACCCCGCCACAUUCGGCAUGUGCCCUUUUCAAGUCAGGAGCUUAUAAUACAAUUGUUGUCGUUUGCUGAUGUAUAUCAUUUUUGUUUGUUUAUUGUUUUCUUCAUAAAUCAGGCCAUCAGUUUCCUCGAUAUAAUUGUUUUACAUUAUGCAUAUUGGGACCUUUUAUAGCUAGCUAUGCGGUAUGUUUUUUUUUCUUGUUGAAGGCCGUACGGUGACAUAUAGCUGCUAACUUCAACAUCAUUUAUUCUGUGGUGGAAAGUUGUCUCAUUGAUAGUGGUAUCACAUCUUAUUUUUAUAUUUAGACCUAUACACAUAUAAGUGUUACAAGACAUUUCAAUUUAAAAACUUUAAAAGGCUUUCUUCCAAAUUCUACCGUUAGAUAUUGAAUUUCGAAUUUCGAUAUUGCAUUUCAAAUCAAGAAAUCCUAAAUUAUACAUAAAAUUAAAUAUAACUUUGAAAAAAUCCAUUCCUAUUAAACUUCGAAUCUGAAAUGAUACCUGUGGUCUUUCGUAAUAAGGUCUGUGCCAAAAAACUUUAUCAUAGGAAAUAAGAUUUUCAUAUCGUUCAAAUACAAAACCAAACAUAUUUUUAUUCCCUUGUAUGGACAGAUGCUGGAGAUGACUUGUUUGAUGAAGGAAGACCAAUGUUUUUUUUACAUCAUAUCGUAUCGAUUGUUCGCCCAAAACAAUUAGGUAAAACGAUCAAACUAAAAUAAUGGAAUUAUGGUGGAUUUUUAAUACAAUAAAUAACUUUUUUACUA